CUCCAAGCUAUUCGGUUGAAAGAUGGCCUUUAAAAUGAAUUUUGGAUUAUUUUUCGUGCUAUUCGUGUUGGGUGCCGCCUCCUUGGGCGCGAUUGGCGUAAUUCUUGCCAACGUGAUGACCGAUAUGGGUGAGCGCAUGGGUCUCGGCUGGUUCCUGUACACCUCGAACCCCUUCCUGUGGUCCGGCAUGGGCAUCUUCCUCGCCUGCGCCCUGUCCGUUCUGGGCUCUGCCAGUGGAAUCUACAUGAUUGGAUGCAGCGUGGCGGGCGGCGGAGUGCGAUCGCCUCGCAUCAAGACCAAGAACCUGAUUUCGGUUAUCUUCUGCGAGGCGGUGGCCAUAUAUGGCCUGAUCACGGCCAUCCUGCUUUCCGGCAACGUCAACAAAUUCAGCAAUCUGCGGCUGAUUACCGACAGAAAUGUCAUGGCUACCAAUAUGUUCACGGGAUUCGCUACUUUUGGGGCUGGUCUCUGCGUCGGAAUGGUGAACGUGGCCUGCGGCGUUGCUGUGGGCAUCGUGGGUUCCGGCGCUGCCCUGGCGGAUGCGGCCAACUCGGCGCUCUUUGUUAAGAUCCUCAUUGUGGAGAUUUUUGGCUCGGCUAUCGGACUGUUUGGCCUGAUUGUGGCCAUUUACAUGACCUCCAAGGCGGAAACAAUUAAUUAG
Messenger RNA from Drosophila santomea, 661 nucleotides. It is a transcript of the gene VhaPPA1-2, whose product is annotated as V-type proton ATPase 21 kDa proteolipid subunit. The transcript has a single exon. Gene Ontology annotation, cellular component: proton-transporting V-type ATPase, V0 domain. The record is from RefSeq and is a predicted model, not a curated record. Bases 23 to 661 code for a protein of 212 amino acids. Gene Ontology annotation, biological process: proton transmembrane transport. Gene Ontology annotation, molecular function: proton-transporting ATPase activity, rotational mechanism. Lineage: Eukaryota; Metazoa; Arthropoda; Insecta; Diptera; Drosophilidae.